UGGAGAUAAGAAACACCCUAACCUUUGGAAUAGAAAUUGAUAGGAUUAAAAUCAACUGGUAUAAAUACAGAUGUAACAAGACAAUAAAAAGACAGAACCUGGGCAAGGGUGAGACAUCAUCCGCUCGUGUCGAGCGGUCCGAAGCUGAUUUCCUAGGAGCUGUGGAGCCCGGAUCGAGGAGGAGGCCUCAGGAUGUCUGUGGCAGACAAGCUCCUGGCCGACCUCGAGGAGGAGGCGGCGGAAGAGGAGGAAGGAGGAAGCUAUGGGGAGGAGGAAGAGGAGCCGGUGAUCAAGGAUGUGCAGGAGGAGACACAGCUGGGUCUUUCCUGGGAUUCGGUCGAGAGCAUCGCCAAGCUGUGGGAUAGCAAGAUGUUUGCUGAGAUCAUGCUGAAGAUUGAGGGGUACAUCAGCAAGCAAGCCAAAGCUUCGGAAGUGAUGGGACCAGUGGAGGUGGCGCCCGAAUACCAGGUCCUCGUGGACGCCAACAACCUGACCGUGGAGAUUGAGAACGAGCUGAACAUCAUCCAUAAGUUCAUCUGGGACAAGUACUCGAAGCGGUUCCCCGAGCUGGGGUCGCUGGUCCCCAACACGCUGGAUUACAUCCGCACGGUCAAGGAGCUGGGCAACAGCCUGGACAAGUGCAAGAACAACGAGAACCUGCAGCAGAUCCUGACCAACGCCACCAUCAUGGUGGUCAGCGUGACCGCCUCAACCACCCAGGGGCAGCAGCUGUCAGAGGAGGAGCUGGAGCGGCUGGAGGAGGCCUGCGACAUGGCGCUGGAGCUGAAGGCCUCCAAGCACGGCAUCCACGAGUACGUGGAGUCCCGCAUGUCCUUCAUCGCAUCCAACCUCUCCAUCAUCAUCAUCAUCAUCAUCAUCAUCAUCGGGGCGUCCACGGCCUCCAAGAUCAUGGUGUCCGGCAGCCUGACCAACCUGUCCAAGAUGCCCGCCUACAACAUCAUGCUGCUGGGGGCCCAGCGCAAGACGCUGUCGGGCUUCUCGGCCACCUCUGUGCUGCCCCACACCGGCUACAUCUACCACAGCGACAUCGUGCACUCCCUGCCCCCGGAUCUCCGGCGGAAAGCGGCCCGCCUCGUGGCCGCCAAGUGCACGCUGGCAGCCCGCGUGGACAGCUUCCACGAGAGCACGGAGGGGAAGGUAGGCUACGAACUCAAGGACGAGAUCGAGCGGAAGUUCGACAAGUGGCAGGAGCCUCCCCCUGUGAAGCAGGUGAAGCCGCUGCCUGCACCCCUCGAUGGGCAGCGCAAGAAGCGAGGCGGCCGCAGGUAUCGCAAGAUGAAGGGGUGGCUGGGGCUGACGGAGCUCCGGAAGCAGGCCAACCGCAUGAGCUUCGGAGAGAUGGAGGAGGACGCCUACCAGGAGGACCUGGGCUUCAGCCUGGGCCAGCUGGGCAAGUCGGGCAGUGGGCGCGUGCGGCAUACGCAGGUGAACGAGGCCACCAAAGCCAGGAUCUCCAAGACGCUGCCGUGGACCCCGCAGAAGCAGAGUGUGGUGUAUGGCAGGAAGUCCACCAUCGGCGACCGCUCCUCAGGCACCGCCUCCAGUGUGGCCUUCACCCCGCUCCAGGGCCUGGAGAUUGUGAACCCACAAGCGGCUGAGAAGAAGGUGGCCGAGGCCAACCAGAACUACUUCUCCAGCAUGGCCGAGUUCCUCAAGGUCAAGGGCGAGAAGAACGGCAUCAUGUCCACAUGAGGGUGCACCCUGGGUGGCCGCCCACGGCAGAUGUGGAGGCCAUGUGCUCCCAAGGGGUCAGGGCUGGGGGCUCCGAUGGGGGAGCCCGCCAGUGCCCAGUGCCCAGACUGUCCAGGGGGGUGCGGAGGCCCCCGCACCAAGAUCGCCGCCCCAGUUGGGGGCAGAGCGGUCCCCACCAUACCUCGUUUUUGUUAUUUUAACUGGGAAAGGAGAUACUUUUGGGGAAAGUGUGAUUAAAAGCACAUUGUCAAAAAAAAAAAAAAAAGAGAGAGAGAGAGAACCUGGCUGGAGAUCCUAGCUGGAACCUCGCUAGAGAAACUUGCUAGGCUGCUGAUCAGCUGCUGUCUUUGUAUCAUUCCUUCUUCGCUGACUCUGUCCACACCUUUGGGAACCCCUGGACCUGCUGGGGUUGG
Molecule: messenger RNA, 2126 nt
Organism: Myotis myotis
Lineage: Eukaryota; Metazoa; Chordata; Mammalia; Chiroptera; Vespertilionidae
Gene: PRPF31
Product: pre-mRNA processing factor 31
Biological process (GO): spliceosomal tri-snRNP complex assembly; mRNA splicing, via spliceosome
Cellular component (GO): U4/U6 x U5 tri-snRNP complex; precatalytic spliceosome; U4 snRNP
Source: RefSeq, a predicted model, not a curated record